CCUCCCUCCCUCUCGUGUUUACCCGGCGCCGUUGCCUUGGCCCGCUUGCCACACUUUCCCCUGACCCGCUUACAACGUCUCCCUCCCACUCGCCGAAAACCGAAAACUGGGUCAUGGGGCACAACAAGUGCGCUCCCAUGUAGUCGCUCUCACAAACCGCUCGCCGCUCGAGCCGUGUUGCCAGCUCACGCACGUCGUCGUCGUCGUCGUCUGCUUGGGAUUUGAACCGCGGCUACAGCCGACGUCUGCGUUUUGAUUGAUCUCGCUGUGCGCAUUCAACUGUCUUCUCGCAUGAUGUGUGCGCGUGUUCAAAACGCUACUUCGUGACGCCGUCGUCUGCUUAUAUCCGACACUGCACGCGCACUGUCGUCUUCGUAAGAUUGCGUCUGCUGUUGCACAGUGUGUUGCCGAAGGUGUGCAGUGGGAAGAACGUACUUACUCGUUCUAAAUCGGACUGCCGGUGUGUGUUUGGUGGGCGAAGAAAAGUGAUGUGGUCUGCAGCUGAACUGGGCUGAAGAUCUUGUUGAAAUAAUAUUUUUGGUCGUGCGCGAGUGGUGGAAGGAUACGGUUUUGUGUUUUGAGCCCGUGAUUUAAAAAGAAGUUACAACGCCUUGUCACGAGAACUCCAGCGUGGUUCCUCCUCAACCCGGCUUGAACCAACCCCAGUGGUCACCGCGGUGGCCUGACUCCGGAUGGACUAGCAUGAUGGUGACAGAGGGCGAACCCUUGGCCAAGCAGCCGAGGGGGGACUGGCUCUGCUCUAUGGCCGCCGCUGCCGUCGACCUGCGAGCGCGGGAUACGCUCUUCCCCUCACGCAAGCAACGCGAAUUUAUCCCGGAUAACAAGAAGGACGACACCUACUGGGACAGACGCCGCCGAAACAACGAAGCAGCUAAACGUUCCCGCGAAAAGCGACGUCUCAACGACAUGGUUCUGGAGACUCGUGUCCUGGAACUCGCUAAAGAGAACGCCUGUCUCAAAGCUGAACUGGCAGCUCUGCGUGACAAGUACGGUAUUAGGUCACCGAUGCUUAUUGAACAGGAGCCGCCCCAGUCGCGCCACGUACCAGACAGUGCUUUGGCGGAUCUGAGGGGCCGGCGGAACAAGUUGCUAACCGCCUUGCUGCCAGCACUGGUGACACCGCCGAUGCCUCCUGGCGCCGUCGGUAUGCCUUCUCAGCCUCAAGCUCAGCCUCCUCCUUCAAUGGUAGUCGACGACGGUAGAGGACAGACUGACCAAGACCAGUCACCGUUGUCUUCGGGUUCCUGGUCGUCGGCAGAAGACAGCCCGCCACAGCACCACUUCAGCCUGCCGCAUAAGUUGAGGCAUAAGUGGCACAUCAGUGGAGGCGACGCUGUCGUGAUGCCUCCGCAAGUGAAUGGAGGAUCUUCAUCGCCGGAACUUCCCGGACGGCCCGCGUUCCGAGACGACACUGCCUCGUCGGAUGGUGAUAGCGGUGCGUCCAGUACGGACGCGCCUUCGCCCAGGAGGGACGAACGGAAGAGUCGUGUUGGCAACAUACGCCGCGGAGCGGCCAGGUCCGAUCUCCAAACCGAAAAUCUCCAGUUGCGAUCAGAGAUGCAGCGAUUAGCUGCUGAAGUGGCCAAUCUCCGUGACAUCAUGAUGGGUGCUCCGCAACCGCCGCAUCACGUGAUGCAUCACCACCAUCCCAACACUCCUCCACCGACGCCAGCGGGUGACUUUGGACCACCACCACCUCCUCCCCAUCUUAUUCCGAUGUCUGCGACAGUCGUGGAUGUUGCGUGCAGGACCCCACCUGAACUCCGACCACACCAUGUUCACGUUGACGACAACGGUCGCGAAGACAAUCCAAGCCACUGAAUGAUUCUCGAUGAUUCUCUUCUCCCAAGAGCUGGAAUAUUGUAAAGGGACAUCUGCGUGUAUGUGCGUGCGCCUGUGUUAGCUAGAAUCGACGUAAUGACAUCGUUCUGACGCCAUUUCUAGAGCAGCGUGACAUGGUGACUGAAUGGACCCAUAUUUAUUUGCGAAAGAUGUGUAAAUCUCAAAGUUCUGCGGAGCGUAUAUUGUACAGAUGGAACAGACAGUUGUGAAGACAACGUAACAAAGGUGAAGGAUUCUCUUCAGAACCGGUGCGUGAAGGCAAACGUUUAGCGUCGUCCAAGUCGUGUUAUUUUGAUGAAAUGUAGUUAAAAAGUGAUUGUGCCUAAUAUUGUUGCCUAGAAAGCAUAGGGCAGUGACUUAUGACUUCUUUGCUGGCUCAAGUUUAUGUGUGUACGAUGAAGUCACGGGCUUGGCUUGGAUUUUGGAUGAAUGUCGGCGUUUUCUGCGCCUUUCGCAUGGCGUCCUUCGGCGGCGGCGCUUUUUGAAACGCAUGUGUGAUCAUAUUUUUACAAACGCGUUGUUUCCAAAUCUUAAGAUGAUUAUGAUGUCAACCAACACCACAGCGGCUGAACAAGCAGCUAAUAUUUCCGUACGCUGCUAACGAGCGUAAAUUCUAGUUCGUUCUUACUUUAGAUUUACACAUCGUAUAUGUUUUCAUGUGCCAUACACAUCGAGCGGGAGGAAGAAAAAAACAAGAUCACCGCUUUGGCACAACCGGUCUUUCUUUACUUACUAUAUUUUAUCAAAUGCCGAAACACGUAACCCAAUUGUUUGUAGCCGUCUUAAAGUACCACAUAUGUUACUUCGUCAUCGAGUUCUGGAAGUAUGUUCUUCGAGAGACAUUACAAGACCAAUGCCAUACAUGUUCUUUUAAACACGUUCGAAACAAUCAUCAUUGUUCUAACUUAUCAGUUCACCUCCAAUGAGAUGGAAUCGUCACAGAAAAAUGAACCUAAUGUAUAUUUCGAACAGACCAAAACCAGCACAAAAAAGAUGAUACUGCUCAACUAAUCACAUGCCUUGCCGAUACAUGUAAAUGAUUUUCAUGUCUGUUACCAUUAUCUGGGCGUUUUUUCUACAGAGAUUUAAGCCGUAGAUAGAUGUUAUUGUUCAGCUGUCUUUUUUUAUUUAAAGAGUGUCUUACCUCAAACGCAGUCUCCCCCUCACGUCAAGGCCUUGCAGUACAAGCAACGCUGGUUGUAAUAAAUAUGUCUAUUUUUAAAAGAAAAAAUCUGAGCCUGUUUGCACGUAUGCAUGGUACACGCGCUAUUGUGAGUGCAUGGUCUAUCCUAUGUCCACGUAUCGGUGUCGUCGGCUCCUCGGCCGGCAGAGUUUUUUCUUCCGAGAUAUUUCUCCUUUGUUUUUAAAUCAAUCCAAUUAUGUUUGUUUUCAUGUGGUUGUUAGAAAUGCAUAGCGUUUCAGGCUGAAAGUCCUUGCUUCUUUUUUCCCCCGCUUACCAAUGAAGUGUGGAACAAUCAAUCCCAAGUGCUGAACUGAAAAUAAAUCUAAUCUUUGGUCUGUAC
Messenger RNA from Ornithodoros turicata, 3386 nucleotides. Its product is annotated as nuclear factor interleukin-3-regulated protein-like. The coding region runs from base 703 to 1842 and encodes 379 amino acids. Gene Ontology annotation, biological process: regulation of DNA-templated transcription; circadian rhythm. The record is from RefSeq and is a predicted model, not a curated record. The transcript is spliced from 2 exons. NCBI's taxonomy places the organism in Eukaryota, Metazoa, Arthropoda, Arachnida, Ixodida, Argasidae. Gene Ontology annotation, cellular component: nucleus. Gene Ontology annotation, molecular function: DNA binding; DNA-binding transcription factor activity.